Messenger RNA from Lemur catta (Ring-tailed lemur), 1059 nucleotides. Its product is annotated as putative ankyrin repeat domain-containing protein 19. NCBI's taxonomy places the organism in Eukaryota, Metazoa, Chordata, Mammalia, Primates, Lemuridae. The record is from RefSeq and is a predicted model, not a curated record. Bases 1 to 1059 code for a protein of 352 amino acids. The transcript is spliced from 11 exons. Gene Ontology annotation, molecular function: protein binding.
AUGGAGACUGCUCUCCAUUUGGCCUGUGCCAGUGGCCAUCCAGAAGUAGUUACUGUCCUGGUGGACGGAAAAUGCAAGCUCAAUGUCCCCGACAGUGAAAAAAGGACAGCUCUGAUUAAGGCGGUACAAUGCCUGGAAGAGGAGUGUGCCACCAUCCUGUUAGAACAUGGUGCCGAUCUGAAUCACAGUGACGUGUAUGGCAACACAGCUCUUCACUAUGCUGUCUAUGGCGACAACCCAUCGAUCGCAGCAAAGCUCCUUUCACAUGGCGCAAAUAAAGAAGCCAUAAACAAGGAUCACCUCACUCCACUUCUACUUGCUGUAAGUGGAACUAAAGAGGAAAUGGUAGAAUUUUUGAUACAGAAGAAUGCAGAUAUAAAUGCAGUAGAUAAAAUGAACAGAACGGCCCUCAUGCUUGCUGAACAUCACAACUCACCAAGUAUACUACACCUUCUUGAGGAAGGUAUGGAUGUUUUUUCUGAAGAUAUCUCUGGAAGGACUGUUAAGGAUUAUGCCACUACUAGUGGUUUUAAUACCAUUCACCACCAAAUUUCAGAAUAUAAAGAAGAAAAGAUACCUGACGAUCUUUCUGAAAACAGCAAUCCAGUGGAUGGAAUAUCUGAAGACUCUACAAUCAGGAACCUGUGCUGUAUUAGACUGAAGAUGAAAAGUUUGAAGACUGCCAUGGAGUCCUCCAGAAGAAGGAUCUGGAAUCAGGAGCCCAUAAGAAGGAUGUCCACCUACCCAACUAUUGAUGAUUUAAGCAGUGUCGAUACCAAGGAUGUUUCUGAACCAAACUUAACAAACUUAACUACUGCUUCUCAGCAAUCCAGGAAAAAUUUAGAAGCAAAAUAUGCUACUGUGAGAACAGGUAAGGGAAACGUGUUUGAGGACAAGAUUUCUGAUCAUCCAAAGGAAGAUGUGUUUGAAUGCUUUCCCACAACAUCAGGCAAAGUCCAGGGCUUUUUAAAUCCUUCCUUUCCACCACCUGAGCUCAGCGGAAACCUUCCUCCGGGUCAUUGGAAAAUUGUGGUCUUACAAAGGCAAGUUAUUAUUUGA